Messenger RNA from Rotaria sordida, 438 nucleotides. The record is from the annotation of a GenBank genome assembly. Lineage: Eukaryota; Metazoa; Rotifera; Eurotatoria; Philodinida; Philodinidae.
AUGAAUCCAAAUAUGAAUUCACAAGGAAUUCCACCAAAUGAAUCACUUGAUUCUUAUCAUUCAUUUGGUUCGAGUCCAUCAUCAUGGCAAGAAUCUCCAACUCGUUUUCGAGGACAAAAUUAUUCUCAAGGUCCUUAUCCAACAUCUAGCUCUCGAAUACGACAACAUGGUGAUUUUUCGCAACGUGGUCGAUAUUCAUAUAAUAAACGUGGUGGUGGCGCUUAUCGUUCACAUAUUCGUGAUAAAAAUUUUGAUCAACAACAAGAACAAUCAGUCGAUAAUAAUAAUGAAUAUCAAACAACUAUGAUUAAUUCUUCGAAUCGUAAAUUUAAUAGUUUUUUUCGUACAAAUAUGUUAGAAGAUCCUUGGAUUAAUAUGAAACCAACAAAAGUACCAUCUAAUGGUACAUCAUUAGUAUUUGAUUCAGCAAAUCAUUAA